Didymodactylos carnosus is the source of this 3417-nucleotide messenger RNA. Lineage: Eukaryota; Metazoa; Rotifera; Eurotatoria; Philodinida; Philodinidae. The record is from the annotation of a GenBank genome assembly.
AUGGGUACAAUGGACCAUAUGAUUAUUGAUAACAAAGAUCUCGCUAAUAAAUACUUUUCGAAUAGCACAUUCGAUGAAUUUAGCGAUGAAUUUCGAUAUGAAAAACGUGGGCAAAAGAGUAAUAAUAAUAGCAACAAUAAUUAUUUAACGGUAAACAAAGAUGAUGGAUCAUAUGCACAAAAUGGACGACGGGUUUACCUUGAAUCACCUUCGUUAGCAAAAGAAGAAGAAGAUAUGUAUAGAUAUGUACCAAGUAGAUUAAGUGAAGUGCCUCCUGCCACUGAAACGGGAGAAAAUCUAAUUGAUUCACUGGAUUUUGAAUUAGAUCUAAUGGGUGCAAACAAUAAUGUUCAAAUUCCAAUGCAAUAUCGAACGAAAACUCAAGUACCUAAACAGCCCGAUCUACUUACACAAUUUCCAAGUACUUUAACACGAUCUCCAACUUCGAGAAGACCUAAUCCUCGACAAGAUCCUUUACUUGGACCGUUACUAGCUGAACUUGAUGCACUCUCCUCACAACAACAAUCAAUUUACAAAAAUCCACAAGUUUAUGAAAAUUCACUUAAUAAUGGAUUUCAAUCAACUUUUUCGACAACUCAAACACGUGGUGUUCAUCCGACAAGAAACGCUACAGAUGGUGUAGUUGAACAAGAAUUAUACGAUUCAUUAGAUCAAAAUCAUCAACACUAUCCAAAAUCGACACCAUUUCCUGCACCAAAUCUAAAUUCGAAACCAGUCAAUAUCGAUAAUUUAGCUCGUCAGGAACCACCACCACCACCACCACAACAACAACAGCGAAUACCUUAUUUGGACAAUAAUAAUUACGUCUAUCAACCACAACAGAAUUUUUCUUCAAACAUGAACGGCACUGAUAUCUUUAUGCCGUCAUCAUUUUCAACAUCAUCAAAUUAUAACUCGGAUCCAUUUUUAAGUAAUUUUGGAACAACAGUUAAUUUUGGCAAUAUUGGCGGUGUUAGCACUGAUGAUCAACGAUCCACUCGAAAUCAAAUUGGACAAAACCACAUGACUCGCCGGCCACCACAACAAGAUCCAUCAUUAUUUGAUCAAAAUCCACAUGAAAGAAUGUCUUCACCAAAUUUUACGAAUUCGAAUGAACCAAGAAGACAUCACAAUGGGAUGCUUCCAAAUAUCAAUGUGUUACCCCAGCAGCAACAACAACAUGAUCCCAGAAUGGCUUAUAGACAACCCACAAAUGAGAAUGUUGAUCCAUUUUCUGAAUAUCAUGAGAUGUUUACUGAAAAACAAAGUAUGGGAUACACCCAGCCACCACCACGAAUACCGCUCAAUCAACAGCAGCCACUAGGACCGAUUGAACGGAAUAAUCCACCAGUUAAUCAAAUUCAUUCUAGACACCACCAGCAGCAGCAGCCGCGGCCACCAAAUUCGAAUGAUAUGUUUUUUACUGAUAGCAACGGCGGUGAUGAUCAAGAUUUUAUGAACAAUACACAUCCUCCUCCACAACAACAACAUCAACAGCAGCAACAACAGCAACAUCAACAGCAGCAACAUCAACAGCAGCAACAACAACAACAUCAACAGCAGCAACACCAACAACAUCAACAACAGCAACGUUAUUCAAAUGAACCGGUAACAGCACGAACACAAGAUAACACACAAAAUGAUCAACAAAGACAAGCAAUAUGGGAUGAGUUACAAAAAACAAAUCAAAAAGUUCAAGAAAAAAAUGCCAAAAAACGUGAAUCAGCGAAUAAACGAAAUGAAUUUCGAAAAGGAUAUUCGAAUGUUGGUGGCAGUGGUGUUCGACAAGCACCAUCAUACAAUAGUCAACAAUCAUCGGCACAAUCGAAAACAUCACCAACAAACAAUUACAUUGAACAAAAUAUUGAUAUGAUUAAAAAUAAAGAAAAUUUUUUUUAUCGUUAUCCAGCCAAAAAAUAUGAAAAUUUGUAUUCAAAACGAAAAGAUUUGGCGGGCAUCGGUGAUAAUGAGCAAUUAUCAAAUAGAAAUCGCUUAGCAUCUGAUCCACCCCAUCAUAAAAAUCAAACAAAUGGUGAAAAUAGAAAUGCUGUAGCAACGUAUAAUAAUUCGCAACAUCGUCCUAGUUUGCCAAUAACAAUCAAUUUGAAUCCGAAUGAUAAUCCAAACAAUAAGAUGCAAAGUGGUAAAUUACCGGCCUCUGUAACAAUACCAUUAGAUAGCAGUGUAAAACGUGAUGGUGAUCAUAUCAGUGUUAAUAUUGAUUUACGAUUAGUUGAUUUACAAAAUUUAAAACAAAGUACUGACCAACAACAAUAUUCUCAAAAGCCAGAUUGGUCUGGUUUAGACCCAUUAGAUCGUCAUAUUCGAAAGUUGGAAGAAAGUAUUGACAAGUCUCUUCCAGCUACAAAUCCUUCGCUUAAUAGAAGUUCAACUAUCCCAGGAACAAGUGGCAAUUUUGCUAGCCGUUCAAUGAAAAACAAUGAUUUUUCAUACUCAAAACACAAUGGUGGUUAUAGUCCACCGAACGGAUAUUAUAACUAUAGUGACAAAGGAAAGGAAGAAGAUAGUUAUUUAGCUAAAAUGCAACAUUUACACAAAAAAAAUGGUUUUAAAGCGUAUACUGUACGAGAUUAUCAACAAUUCAAGAAAAAUUUUGGCUUUGGUUCAGGUUAUCUGGGCUUCGAUUUUGAUAAUUCAUCGUAUAAAGAAAAGAGUGAUAAAAUGAAUAAAACUAAAGAGUAUGCUCAACAAAUUGAGGAACGUAAUAAAAAAAAAUUAGCCGAUGCUCCACGACGAACAUUAUCUGAUACACGAUCACCAACUGAAGCAUCAAAAACUCAAAGAGCAUUAGCUUAUGCUCGUUUGGCUACACGACAUGUUAAACCUGCUAACUCUGGUAUAUCAACACAUUCAUCACCAUCGCCCGUGACUGUAUCGGACGAGAGACGUCGACCAACAGACAUUCCAUUACCACCAAAAAAAGUAAAACAAUUUAGAUUUACACAACAAGAAACAAAUGAUGAUGAUCAAUUCAUUGAACGUUUAGCAUUAAGACAUGAUCAAGAAAAACAAAAAGUACAAGGUAUUUUAAAUUCAAAUAAAAAUACAAAACGUGUAUUCUUAAAUGAUGAUAUUAAUAAUGAUAUUGAAAGACUUGCUCAAGAUCGAGCUGAACAACGUCGUUCACCCCAACGACAUCCUCCUCAACAACAACAACAAAUACCAACAAAUCGAAAACCUGUUCGAUUAGAUAAACCAUUGCUAUUAGAUUCGAAUAAUCCUCGUUAUGUGGAUUCAUCGCAGCAACAAAUAAGAAUUCACAAUAAUUAUGAUGAUGAUAUUGACCAAUUAGCUGUACGACAUAAUGAUGAAAAAGUGUUAAUGGACGCAAUUAGACAAGAAUUAAGUGAACGACCGUUGGAUGAAAAUGAAGAGUUAAUUAUUGUCGAGCAGUAA